AUGAACAAGUUUAUUGCGUAUGGCGCAAUCUUGUUUUGUCACUGUCUUAACAUUAUUCUUGCCUCUUCCCAGGCAAUUUCCAUAAAUCAUAUGGAAGCAGGGAACCAAACAGCUGUUUCAAAAUUCAUCCUUCUGGGGCUUUCAGAAGAUAUAAACCUGCAGCCCCUCCUUUUUGGGCUGUUUCUCUAUAUGUACCUGGUCUGUGUUUUAGGGAACCUGCUCAUCGUUCUGGCCAUCAGCUCUGACCCCCACCUCCACACCCCCAUGUACUUCUUCCUCGCCAACCUGUCCCUCACUGAUAUCUGUUUCACCUCCACCACUGUCCUCAAGAUGUUAGUAAACAUCCAGACACAGAGCAACGCCAUCACGUAUGAAGGCUGCCUUACCCAAAUGUGUUUUUUCAUGAUUUUUGCUGGAUUAGAUAAUUUGCUACUGACCGUGAUGGCCUGUGAUCGGUUUGUGGCCAUCUGUCACCCCCUGCACUACAUGGUCAUCAUGAACCCUCGCCUCUGUGGUCUCCUGCUUCUGCUUUCUUGGUUAAUCUGCCUGACAUAUUCUUUGUUGCAAAGUCUGAUGGUUUUGAGGGUGGCCUUCUGCAAAGAGACAGAAAUCCCCCACUUCUUCUGUGAACUUGCUCAGAUCCUCAAGCUUGCCUGUUCUGACACCCUUGUCAAUGACAUCCUACUGUAUUUUGUAACUGGCCUGUUGGGGGUUAUUCCCCUGACUGGGAUCCUUUUCUCUUAUUCUAGAAUUAUCUCCUGCAUAAUGGGCAUUUCUUCUGCUGUGGGGAAGUACAAAGCCUUUUCCACCUGUGGGUCCCAUCUCUUGGUGGUCUCCUUGUUCUAUGGUGCAGGCCUUGGGGUCUACCUCACUUCCGGAACAGCCCAUCCGUCCAGAAAGGGUUCAAUAGCCUCAGUGAUGUACACAGUAGUCACCCCCACACUGAACCCCUUCAUCUACAGCCUGAGGAACAGGGACAUGAAAGGUGCUCUGAGGAGACUUUUCAGGAGAGGAGCUUACUUCCAGUGA
This is a messenger RNA of Lynx canadensis (Canada lynx), 1029 nucleotides long. RefSeq names its product olfactory receptor 7G3-like. The transcript has a single exon. The record is from RefSeq and is a predicted model, not a curated record. Lineage: Eukaryota; Metazoa; Chordata; Mammalia; Carnivora; Felidae. Gene Ontology annotation, molecular function: olfactory receptor activity; G protein-coupled receptor activity. Gene Ontology annotation, biological process: G protein-coupled receptor signaling pathway. The coding region runs from base 1 to 1029 and encodes 342 amino acids. Gene Ontology annotation, cellular component: membrane.